Danio aesculapii is the source of this 3172-nucleotide messenger RNA. It is a transcript of the gene inpp5l, whose product is annotated as inositol polyphosphate-5-phosphatase L. The coding region runs from base 363 to 1547 and encodes 394 amino acids. The transcript is spliced from 16 exons. Gene Ontology annotation, biological process: phosphatidylinositol dephosphorylation. Gene Ontology annotation, molecular function: inositol-polyphosphate 5-phosphatase activity. The record is from RefSeq and is a predicted model, not a curated record. NCBI's taxonomy places the organism in Eukaryota, Metazoa, Chordata, Actinopteri, Cypriniformes, Danionidae.
UGCAACAUAACACUGACAGCGCAACUAGUUUGGUUUUGCCUGGCACGUCAAGAACUCCAAGACUACAUGCUUCAAAGCUGGGUUAAUUCAGUUUAAGAAAUGCAAGUAUAAUUACAAUGAAUAAAGGCGGAGAUCUUCAUGUCUACAGUUGAGCAACCGAAGAAAUAAAAAACGUGAAAGUGAAUAUUUCCUCAUGACAGAAGGACAAGAGAUGCAGUCGUCGCUCAUGUGGGCUCUGUCUUCAGGGCGAGAUAGCUAGUCUUUCCUAAUCUUAUCUGUAAGCCGUUUGUUAUUCCACCUUUAAAGAGCUACGAGUGGGAUUCCCUACAUCUGAUUAGACUUUUCUACAACUUGUUCUUAUCAUGGAGAUGUACACGGACAUCUUACUGGUCACUGCAAACGUGGGAUCACUGUUUGACAAUGUGGGCGAGAUUGAAAGAGACUGGCUGCGAGAGUUCUUUACUACGGUCCACAUGUACAAGCCACGCUUCGUCGCCCUACACUUUCAGGAAGUUGGUGGAAAGGACUAUAUGGUGAACAUGGGCCAUGCAGAGAACUUUUUCUGGACCAUAGAGUCUAGCUCUGAGAUGGCAGACUUCGAUAGAGUAUGUGUCUAUGUGGACAGUCAUUUCAAGGCUGUGGACAAUUUCACGGCUUUGGGAAGCAUGUAUUUCAUCCAUAAAUCACUGAAGAAUAUCCAGCAGUAUGAUUUCAAUGUGAAGGAUUUUAAAGUUGUCUCAGGCCAUAACAAGUAUGUGGGCUCGCUGGAUGGAGUGACAACCAUGGAAAAAGAGAAAUUUCCCAAGAACUUUUGGCCUGAUUUCAAGUGGUCCAGAAAAGGCUACAUGAGGACACGAUGGAUCAUUCACGACCAGGGCUUAGAUCUGGUGAAUGUUCAUCUGUUUCAUGAUGCCUCCAACCUCAUAGCUUGCAACUCUAGUCCAUCAGUGUAUUCUGCAAACCGCAAGAAAGCACUCAGAUAUGUCAUCAACAGGAUAACAGAUAACACAUACAGCCCUCUCCCUUUCUUCCUAUUUGGAGAUUUCAAUUUUCGCCUUGACACACUCAGUCUAGUACAGAACCUCUCCCUGUCGGCUGAGAUCCAGACGGUUAAAAAAGGCAGUAGCAAUGAGGUGGAAAAAAUCAUUUGUGAAGAGAAAGACAAUGACCACAAGGUCCUCCUUCAUAUAGAGACAAAGUUAUUUGCUUACUUGCACCAGGCUGUGUUCAGAGAAAACAAUGGAAAAGAGCUGCUGAAGUACGAUAAGGAGAUCUCUGCAUUCCAUGACGUCAUCACAGAGGAAGAUAUCCCAUUUCCUCCGAGUUACCCAUACAGUGAAGAUUACACUAAACCAACACAGUACAUGAAUACACGAUGUCCUGCAUGGUGUGACCGCAUCCUAAUGUCUCAUAGUGCAAGAGACAUCAUCCAUCGGAGGGAGGAUGGUGAGGGUAGUGUAGUUUAUGACACACUGGGUUCUAACAUCUGCAUGGGAGACCACAAGCCUGUUUUCCUGUUUUUUCCACUAAAGACAUAUGCACAUUGACACAGUGUUGGGAAAGUCAAAGGGUUUCCUGUGUUGUUCAUUGUCUACCAAGAGGUUAUUCUUUGGACGUCUCUACCCACCAUGCCAGGCUACACAGCAAGUACAUGUUCACUUUUACACAUGGAGACAAUGAGCAGGCCCCUACCCAACCCAGCACACAUGACCAUUGAAAUCUCCUGGCAAGCUUACGUGGAAAUGCUACUUUUCUUCUUUUUGCCGUCUGGUUUUCUCAUCAAAGUUUUUAACAAAGACUUCAAGCAUGAUCAGCAUGACUUUAGAAAUGUCUGAACAAAAAAAAUAAAAAGGGAUAAAUUUAAGAGAAGAACACAGACACUUUACUCACAAGCUCACAACUCCUCACCUUUUACAAGCAGCCAAGUUUCAGAUUAUACAUCUAGUAUAAGAACUCAAGAUUACAACUUCAUUGGUUUGCUUCGAAUCAUUGUAAGGAUUGCUAAAAAAAAGCACAGCAUAUCCAAACGCAAGCUGCUGCGACGCACAAGCUUUGGUUUCAGUCCGGAAUCAUCAUCUGCAUUUCAUCCAUGUGAAUUUGCCUUUAAUAGGAAUUGUUCAGCUAGUAUCUUUUUAGUCUUUACACUUCUAGAUGUGUGAGUAUAAAUUUACACUCACCUCAGCACUUAUGGGCUUCGGUGAGUUUUCAGCGUCAGUCAUUGUCUCUGUGGAGUUGUUAGUCAGACUCUGGGAUCAAUAGAAUAUGUACAGGACAGCAAGGGACAAAUUAUUAAGCCAUUAGCACUUGAGAAUUAUGGAAAUCCAACCCAGAGUGCUCUGGCCUGGAAGCCUCCCAGACUUUUAAUUAGAGCACUAGUGAAAUGUUGAAUGCUAAUGUGGAGCCUAAAUUCUGAAAUGUGUUUAUUGUUGUAAUUGUGUUAAAUCGUCAGUGCAUGCUAUUGUUUUCAUCUGUGUUGGUUUAGCGUUAAAUACAUUUAAAGCUAGUUGCUAUUACCAAGGUUCAUAUUUUAGGAUUCAGAGUGGUAAUAACCUGGUUUGUAAAUUGUUUUAUAUUUUACUUUGCGUUACUAAUUGACUUUAAAUUAUAAAUAGGUUGGGCUGCAUAGCUAUUUUUAAAUCAUCUUGUUUUACCGUCAAAAUGUUGAGCAGUCAAAAUAUGUAGAAAUCAUAUUAGUAAUAUCUUCAUUCUAAAACAUCCCUCCACAACACAUUGCUCAUUUCCUUUCAAAAUCAAGCAACUUGCAAAGUAUGACAAGCUCAGACAUCUUAACCCAACAUGAAUUUAUUGAUUAAAUCAAUAGAAUCUGAACUUCCAUGCAUAAUUUACGUGUGAGGGUUAAAUGGUGCAGCCCACCUGUCAAUAAUGGACUUGUUGUAGUUGAUUCAUGGUAUGGUCAACAUAAUUUACUGUUCUCGGGGGCAUUGCUCCAAACCGUGUUCAAUAGGAGGCCACGGAGUCACUGUAGGAGCGGCGUCAAUGUCAUUUAGCAUUUGAGAUUUUACUGAUAAACACAAACACUACAGUCUUUUAAGAUUUAUGUUCACUGUCGUUAGCAUGCUAAGUUAAACAUGUAUGUAGCCUUUCAUAUUUGCACUUCUUUUGGGGGCUUACUUUACUUUGCGGUGAGCAAUUUAAGACCAUACAUAAUAAA